Olea europaea var. sylvestris is the source of this 693-nucleotide messenger RNA. Its product is annotated as histone H2AX. Gene Ontology annotation, molecular function: DNA binding; structural constituent of chromatin; protein heterodimerization activity. The record is from RefSeq and is a predicted model, not a curated record. Bases 92 to 511 code for a protein of 139 amino acids. The transcript is spliced from 2 exons. Gene Ontology annotation, cellular component: nucleosome. NCBI's taxonomy places the organism in Eukaryota, Viridiplantae, Streptophyta, Magnoliopsida, Lamiales, Oleaceae.
CCGAAAUCCAAUUACUUCUAUCAUCUAGGGUUUUAUAUCCUUUUUUCCAAUCUCGAAAUCUCAAAAAGUGAAAACAAAAAUAAAAAUAAAAAUGAGUUCCAAUGCUUCAACCAAGGGCGGUAGGGGCAAACCCAAGUCGUCGAAAUCCGUCUCUCGCUCCAGUAAGGCCGGUCUCCAGUUCCCUGUUGGUAGAAUCGCUCGGUUCCUCAAAGCCGGAAAGUACGCCGAGCGUGUUGGGGCUGGUGCCCCGGUCUACCUCGCCGCUGUCCUCGAAUACCUUGCGGCUGAGGUUUUGGAGCUUGCGGGAAAUGCUGCAAGGGACAACAAGAAGAACAGGAUUGUACCUAGGCACAUACAAUUGGCAGUCAGGAAUGAUGAGGAGUUGAGCAAGCUGUUGGGAAGUGUUACAAUUGCGAAUGGUGGUGUUUUGCCCAACAUUCAUCAGAACCUGUUGCCAAAAAAGGCUGGAGGAAGGGACAAGGAAAUCGGGUCAGCUUCACAAGAAUUCUAGGGUUUUGUCAUGUAUUAGUGCGGCUUGGUUGAUGAAUAUUUAUUACUAAGGCCUUGGAUCAAUUGUUUUGUUUAUGCGAUGUUUGGUCCAUGUAAAACCCGGAUUUCGGUUUGGUUAAAUGUAGACCAUCUUGUUAGUUUCUUUUGCAUUUAUGAUAAUGUGUUAAAUAUUUCAAAAUUUUC